Molecule: messenger RNA, 5902 nt
Organism: Diachasma alloeum
Lineage: Eukaryota; Metazoa; Arthropoda; Insecta; Hymenoptera; Braconidae
Product: protein pangolin, isoforms A/H/I/S
Exons: 12
Coding region: 1251-3035 (594 amino acids)
Biological process (GO): canonical Wnt signaling pathway; regulation of transcription by RNA polymerase II
Cellular component (GO): beta-catenin-TCF complex
Molecular function (GO): RNA polymerase II cis-regulatory region sequence-specific DNA binding; DNA-binding transcription factor activity, RNA polymerase II-specific
Source: RefSeq, a predicted model, not a curated record
UUCAAGUUGAACGUUACAGAGGCGGGCGAUCGUGACAGUCCUUGCUACAUACACACUAAACCAACUCGGCUGGAAACAUUUCUCAUAAAAUAAUCAUCUUCGCUAGGACAUUUCAAUAUUUAUUAUAAAUCAAAUCAAUUGACGAAUUUACACAGGCCCAGCCAAUAUAUAACCCAACCAGUUAUAUAUCAACAAGAGAAAAAAAAACAAAGAGAGCGAUAGAGAUUAUUGGAAUAAAGAUAAACGUGACAAGAGAUACGAUGGCCGCCAACGGCGGGCGUCAAGUUCACGUCAGUGCUGUAUCCUCGUUAUUUCACAGUGUAGCGUGUCAAUUUGUGCUCGUGUCUUGGCCACCAUUACGCCUAUACACGUCGUGCGUGUGUCUGCUCCGCUUAUACUGAAAGUCAAGUGGAUAUUUUAAAUCACAGUGGAAAUAACGAGAAACGUGCUCUUUUUAUAUGUGUGUUAUGUAUAUGUGCGCGCGCGGUUAACGCCCGGAAAAAAAAAAGCCCAGAGAGGUGCGUGUGGACAGCAUCGACACGAUAACAACACUCGUGUGUUUGUUUAGUAUUUUUCGUUUUUUCCAUUAUUUCCGUGACCUCCAGUAGUGUGUAAUUAAUUAGUAGAAUAUAAUUCCUAAUUAUUAGUGCUGCACUCUAGAUAAUAGGAUAAUAAAGAGUGCAUAUAAGUUACCUCGAAAAAGAAAAAUACAAGCAAUAUUAUCUCGUUCAGUGGUUCAUCAUGCGGUAGUUUCUACGGCCACUUUAUACGUGGCUAUAUACAUACAAUCAACAGUGUGGUGUAGUGCUCACCACUCCUUUACUUGGCUGAUCAACUGACCGUCGGCAACGCAUGCUGCUCGUGUAAACGUGUGUACAUUAUUCUCUCGCUUAUAUUUUUAUUUACGUUCGUUCGGUCGGCCGGUGUUGUUGAUAUUUCAUCAGUCUUCCUAAACUAUCAUUCCAGUGUUCCAUAUUUUUGUUUUUUUCACCUCUCUAACCUUCAUUCAACAUUUCCAUGUGAUAUUUAUCCAGUGAUUUAAAGUGAAAUAAAACGAUCAAAUAAUUAAUGCGGAUUAAAACAAAGUGAAGCUACUAUUCUCGAAAGGGAGCUGGGUCUCUUGUCAAAGUGGUAAAACUACGUCUGCACCAUACGAAAGAACGCCGUGAAAAAAAAAAGACGAUAACCUGCCAGCAGUGGCGCGCUAACGCCCGAUCAGUCCCGUCGGACGGUCGGAGCGCAUAACAAUAAUGCCGCACGUGAGUAGCAGUGGCGGCGGCGAUGAUCUCGGUAGUGAAGAUGAGGUCAAGGUUUUCAAGGAUGAGGGCGAAGACGAAAAGAGAUCCUCUGAAAAUCUCACGGAGGAAAAGAGUUCACUCAUUGAUCUCACGGAAUCAGAGGAGAAGGGCUCACUCGCGGGUGGCAGCUAUUCGACAACGGGAAAGGCCUCAACGAGGUCUGAUCUCAGUCCAGUUUUCGGAAAGGUGGACCCAACGCCGCACACCUCCUCGUUCAACAUGGGCUACCUUGUCUCGCCGUACCCCUACCCGAACGGUGCCGGAGGACCUAUACCUGUCUCUAUGGCGAGUAAAAUGGGCCUGGCGGGUACACAUCCGAGUGGAUUACCGGCAUUUUUCUGUCCAAACGGUGAACACCUGACACAACCCCCGCCUGCACACAUGGGAAUACCGCCUUACGGAGCGCUGGACGCGGGCAAGGCGGCAGCGGCGGCUGGUGAGUACUGGCCACCAUCAUCACACGGCUCACCCACACACGCAACAAACUGGAAGCGACUUCUAGCAGCAGCAGCUUCCACAGGUCUGACAAGAGCACCUAUGUACCCAUUCUCCACAGGCCAGUAUCCCUAUCCAAUGCUGAGUCCAGAGAUGACGCAAGUAGCUGCAUCUUGGCACACACCAAGCAUGUAUCCCAUUUCCCCGGCGAGUGCAGGCUUCAGGAGUCCGUAUCCCACGAGUUUACCCAUCACAAGUUCCAGUUUACCAAGUGAUCUCUAUCGGUUUUCACCGACCGGCCUUAUGCCACCUCACCCCGGACUGAGUCCGCAUGCACAUGCGCUGGCGUCCCACGCACUAGUGUCAUCAGCGCCCAAAGCGGAUCACUCAACCUUGGAUCACAAUCACAGGUCUUCGAUAGAUCAAAAAAAUUCAACAUCAUUAUCAUCGGACAACACAAAAACACAGGAUACUGGCCAACAAAAUAAUCAAGAUAAAAAGAAGCCUCAUAUAAAAAAGCCUUUAAAUGCAUUUAUGCUGUAUAUGAAGGAAAUGAGAGCAAAAGUUGUGGCAGAGUGUACCUUAAAAGAGAGUGCUGCGAUCAACCAGAUUCUUGGAAGGCGGUGGCAUUCGCUAAGCCGAGAGGAGCAGGCGCGGUAUUAUGAGGCGGCCAGGCAGGAGCGCCACCUACACCAGCAACGCUACCCCGGCUGGAGUGCCAGGGAUAACUACGGAUACGGCAGCAAGAAGAAGAAGAGGAAGAAAGAGCGAUCCACAGAUCCCACCGGAGGUAACAACAUGAAGAAAUGUCGUGCUAGGUAUGGAUUAGAUCAACAAAGUCAAUGGUGUAAACCCUGCAGACGUAAGAAGAAAUGUAUCAGAUACAUGGGGGAGGGAGGAGACGGUGACGGUGAGGGUGAUGGUGACGGUGAUGACGAUCACUCUGAGGAUAAUCUCGGUAGUGUGGGUGAGGCUGGUACACCCGAGGAUGACGAGUCAUUGAGUAGUCCCGGUGGACUAUCAGCAUUGUCUAGUCUAGCGAGUCCAUCACUGGUGAUGCCAUCGCCAUCGAGUCUAGCCAGUCCAUGUCCAUGCCCUCUUACCCCACCAGUGCCACUACCACAAUUGCCUCAAAAUUCAAAUCAAGUGCAGGCAGCACCACCUCAUCGAAAUCCCGUCGGCACAAAUCCUCACGAUAUUAAUAAUCCGCUCAGCGUUAACCAAUUGACUGGACAGUGUAUAAAGAGUGAAGUUGGACAAGGACCAUCGGGCCCAUCAAAUUCAGCGAUCAGUGUUACGUAGCCCUGGGCAGCCCCAAGUGACAAGACUCUUAAAUUCAAUGUCAUCGGGGUUCACUUAUAUCUAAUAAUAUUCGGAUUUAUUGGAUGACCAUUGGUGAAUCCAAUGAUUUUAUAGCAAUCACUGGUCAUUGUCCGAAUGAAAAAUACCAACUCUAAAUGUUAACGAAGAAGUGAGAAGAUUAUUGAAAAGAAAAAAACAAAUAAUAAAUAAUGAUUCAUAAAUACUCAGGACCAAGUGUCUAGCUGUAAGUCACCCCCACUCAUGAUGCCACGUGCAAUGUCAAGUGACUGAUAGAAAAAAAAAACAAAAUGUAAUUUAAAAAAUGCGAAUAUAGUAAAAAUUGCAUUAUGAAGUGCGAGUGACUUAGCUUGUAGUCCUUGUUACAUUGUGAUGCCCAUGACUGACAAGUCAUGUUCCUGUGCCAGGUACUAUAUAAAGAUAAAUGAUAAAGUAAUAAAAGGAAUAAAACAAAACGAAUGAAAAAAAGCAACCAGAAAUUGAUGAUUAACACAGAUGAUUUACCUUAAGCCGUAUCAUUAAUUUCUAUUCAAACUCCAUAUUUCGAGACACUUACGUGUAUGCAAUUUGUUAUUUUUUUUAAAGUCUAUAUAUUCGCGAUUAAUUAGCCUGUAAGAUCAUUUUUUAUAGUUCAAAGUCGUUACUCUUAGUUUUUUCCCUUGAAAUUAAAAUGAAAACAUGGAAAUUUUUCAAGUCGACUGGCCCCUGAAUGCACCUCUUAUCAAAUAAUUUCUCUUCUUUCGUUUUAUUUUUCCUCAUUAUCUCGAAAAAAAACUGACCGUGGAUCUCCAAUGUCCAUUAUUAUGAGAUCGAUGCUCUUGUGUAUGACCAGUCAUUCUUGAGAAAUUUUUUUACUCUCGAUUAUCAUUCAAUCGAACUCCUUCAUCAUACACAAUAACAUCAACUCCAUAAUAUUGACUUAUUUAAGAACUCACCUAUGGUGAAUAAGAGGAAUAUUCCAAUAAAUAAUGAACAAAAGCAAAACUAUUGAUUCUUCAAAAAUCAAUACUAGAUAUACUUGAUUUAUUAAGUCUGCCAAAUUUUCUUUACAACAACUAUUUUUGUACGUGAAAAAAAAAAGAAAUUGUAAGGAGACAUACAUUUUAACUCAUUGUCUUUAUUAUGCAUGCUUGUUGAUUGUAAAUUUUAUAUUUGAUUUAUGUUAUGACACGAGGAGAAAGUGUGAAUGAUAUGAAUUUUUUAAUUACCUUGGCACUGAAAAUUUGUUUGUCCUCUUUCAUAUUAUAUUUGAUUUUCCAUAAAUAUUGGCGACUGGAUUUCGUGAAUAAUUCCUCUGUGCAAUUGUAAAUGUAAUUUUUAAAAUUUUAUCUGCGUUAUUAAACCACUACUUUCUUAUUAUUUUCGUCAAUAAAAAAAAAACAACCGAAUUAUGAUAGACUCAUGAUUACUGUAAACUAGGAGAAAACGAUGCAAAAUUUGUACAAUAAAGUCACACAGAUUUAUGAUACAUUCCGGUGCAAUCUGUCCUAUCAUUACACCAGUCAACAGUGAAAACUAACAGGGAAAAAAAAUGGGAGGAAUAAAGGGCCGAUAGAAAUGUUUUUCGAUCACUCAUUAGACGACAGUUGAUGUAAAUAAAGAAAAUACAUUUAAGAUGCAUUUAUGACGAAAUGGGGAAAGUGCAAUGAGGAGAGACUGUAUGAAAAAUAAGCAAAAAUGAGUGACAAAAGCAAAUAAAAAUGUAUACGCUAUGCUAAUUGGAUCCAUGAAUACAUGUUGGUUGGGAGGAACGAUUUCUUGACUGAAAAAAACUAUAAAAAAAAUAUGUGUACAGGGGAAAACCUCUAAUUACUUGUAAUACGUCACUGAAUAGUAAAACUGAAUGUGCCAUACGAACAUCAUGCCAAUAUUAUUGAUAAUACGAUAUUUUUUACCAUUUCAAUCCCAGGCUGCACUCUGUCAGUUGUAGAUUAAAAAAAAAGGAUUGAUUAUAGUAUUUUUCCACCUUGUUCUCUUCAACAUAUUGUGUUCCAUUCAUCUCCAUCUCAUCCAUGAAUCAUUUCGUAUUAUAUAGAACUCUUGUGUGAUACUCUCUAACGAAUUUGAUUUCCCCACAAAUCAAGAAAAUUUCUUUGACAAAAAAUACUGACAGACGUGAUUACAGAGCAAAUAAAUAAUUGACAAAGUGAACAAAUAAAAAGAGUAUUAAAUUAUAUUUUAUGCCUGCUGUACGACAUUGUGAUGUGAGUAAUGAUGAACCAGAUCUCAAUGGGUACUGGGGACCAAAAUUAAUAAGGACUGGGCAUCACUUGCAUCAUUGAACCGUUGGUGACUACGGAGGAACGACAUUCACUGACAAGAAUGUUAAUUUCCUCAAUUUAAUGAUUGAAAAAAGUACAAUCAAUUGACUGGAGUGACUAAAUUCAUUGUACAAUUCAACAAUAAUAAAGAAAAAUUCCACAACAAUGGCCUAGGUGAACCAUACUCGUUGUGUAAACUCAAUGAAGAGCUAUAAAUAAAUAAAUGAAUAAAUAAAUAAAUCCAAAAGGUCACGAGAAUAACAAUUAAUAUCGAAAUGGCGAAAAAGGGACGCGAGCCUUCCGUGAGCUCGAAUUGUUUCAAAAGUGCUUGUAUCAUAUUGUAAAGUAAAAAAAAAAUAAUAACGAUAAUGUCAGUUUUCUGCUGCGUUGUACAGUGUUUUCUAAGUAUCUAGUUUAUAGACUGUAAUAAGUGAGACAUUGUAUUUACAUUUACUAAGUGAUCUGUAUCAAAUUCGAAUUCUCGUAUAGCCUGUAUCCCUACUUAUUGUAGAUGCUGAAAAAUCAAUUGUGUCAUGAAUCUACAAAUAAAAUUAGAAAUUUGAGAAUGUUGUUCUACUAUGACAGAAA